Molecule: messenger RNA, 1063 nt
Organism: Cladocopium goreaui
Lineage: Eukaryota; Dinophyceae; Suessiales; Symbiodiniaceae
Source: the annotation of a GenBank genome assembly
GUGGUGGAUCGUAAUCUACAAAGGCCUGUUCGGAAAGGUACCAGUGACAUUGAGCCUACCAGACCUUCCACAAGUGAUGCCUCACCUAGAGUGGUGGAUCGUAAUCUACAAAGACCCCACACAAGCAACAUCACGCCGAUCUCCGUCACGAAGAGGCCUGUCAGACCUCGCACCAGCGAUGUCACGUCCCCGCGGCCGCUGCUCUGCAAACGCGGACAGCAGGCUUUUCAUCAAGAGCCAGAGUCAUCUCCCAGGUGCAACAACAUAAAGGAGUGCCUGGACCAGCGAAUGGCCGUGCACAUCAAAGAGUUGGAGCAACGCGCCAUUCGGGCUCUUGGCAAACGUCAAGAUGAAAAAAGGAUGAAAGAAAAACACGAGGAGCUCGAGGAGCGCCGGCAACGAUUGCACCGAUUGCGAGAGCAUUCGGACUUCCUCAUGAAACAAAUGGAGGACAAAGAGAUCCGAAGAAAAGCUGAAGCAGCUGAACGAGAGAGUGUCGUUACAGCUUCCACCCAUUCCACACCACGCAAGCCACGAAAGGCUGGUGUUUCAGAGCACCGUCGAGACUUGUUGACCUCGCUUGAAAAGGAGGAUUGUGCAUCGCAGCUCACUGAAGAGUUGGCACAGGAUCAGCUGUUGGCAGGUCGUCCCCGUCCAGCCGUGCUGCUCGGGCGUUUGAAGGCGCGGGAGGAGUUGCGCGACUGCCUCCACACUCAGAUCGAGGUCAAGAGGAAACAGCGGCAAGAACAGGAACGAGAGCGCUUGGAGAUGGAGGUGAGUCUUUUGCAGCAGGAAUCCCACUUUAUGGAGCUCGAGUGCAGUAUGCAAAAGGCGGCCAAGCGUGAGGAGCAAGAGUCGCUGAAAGAAGCUUGGAGCCAAGAAUGUAAGUUGCGUGAUGUCCACCGAAGAAUAGAGGCUCUGGAAGAUGGCCGCGUACCAAAGGCCGCUUCUCGACUCGUCCACGUUUGAUCGCCAGAGGCGCCACUCUGAGCGUGAGCUGGGUUGGUCUUGGCGUGGCUUUGGCCUCAAGAAUCACAUACUGGUACUUUCUGGUACUUUCUGG